UUGUGUCAUUUGUCAAGUUGUCGUGCGUGGUUGUUUUGCAUUUUUUAUGCAAAACUUAAUAGUUUUUCAAUGGUUCCUACUCGAUAAAUCAAAAGUUAUAAAAAAUCAUUAACAGUGGUACUUAUUCAGUGGCAUACAUUAAAAAGUGAUUCAAUGAAGGCUCUUUGAAGUGGCGGGUGACAUAAUUGUCUCCGUAGUAUUGCGUAUCAUGUAACCUUAGUGGUUUAUUUUGUGGCUUGCUGUAUCUAUUUUCGACUCAAGAAACUUCCUGAACAUGGUAAAAUGAUCUGAAAUCAAGAUGAGCUGGUUAAGGACAACAUCCUUGUCGUUCGCGCGGCAGCUGUCCAGGACGUUGGACCCUCGACAUGACUAUGAACCAAAUGCAUGCUACAACUCAUUCUGCAAACAUUGGCAGCAGGCUAAUGAUAUCAUAAUUAAGUCUCAGCCGCAACAUCUUCACGACGAUGUUUUGGGUGUGGUGAACCACCUGGAACAGUUGACGACAUUACUGGUGUUGGAGGCGAGAGCACGACAGUUCUCACCAAACACACAUCCCGCAGCGUGCCUUGAGUAUCUGCUCAGUGAGAACUUGCUUGAUAAACUAUAUGAAUGGGCAAUAUGUACUGGCAAGUACGAAAACGCAGUGCGUCUAGAACAACUCAAGCUGUUCGGGAAUCUUGUCAGUCAUUAUGGUUCUCAGGUAAUAGCCGCGGAGCCCUUCCUUCGACCGCUUCUCAAACUUUUGAGCGGAUUUAGAAAUGAUCUUCCACCGAAAAAUCUUGAAAGUCAGUUGGUGUCAGUUCUCAAUCAACUAUGUGUUGUUUUGAUGCAGAAUAUGAAAUUUAUAGAUCUGUUCUUUCUUAUGACUCAUACACAGAACGGAUCUCAAGCCGAGUUUAUAAUAGGACGACUUCUUCUAUCUACCGUACACCGGGAAGGAGCGACAGGGUCCGCAUCACGAGAUGCCCUACUUCUUUGUGCCAAAAUGUCUGCCCGCUGCCCGCCUCUGGCGCAUUGCAUGCUCGCGGGCAACACGUGCCCAGUGCUCGCUACAGGACUGAGCGGCCUGUACUCGCUGCUGCCGAGAACUCUCAGUGACAAGAUCGACCGCCUCACACCCGACGACCUCAAGCAGAUGCACAAACUGACGCUCUUCAUAGAUUCUCUAGAGUUCUGCAACGCUGUGGCUGAAGUCGCACAUCCAUCUAUCAAGAAGGAACUCCUGGACCUUCUUCAUCAGGGCUUCCUGGUGCCGGUGAUGGGGCCGGCGCUGCUACAGACGAGAGCGGGCGACUUGCAGAACGGUGCGGGCGAGCGCGCGGCCGCGCUGGCGUACCUCGAGCUGGCGCUGCGCAGCGCUACUCCUGGCGGACUGCUGCGGGCAGUGCUGCGCUUCCUCUUCGCAUACCAGUAUGAUGGCGUCACCCUCAUAGAUGUACUGCUCACAAGACUGGAGGGGAAUUCACAACUGUCACUCAUCACGCUAUCAUUAAUAGAAACAUUAAUCGAUUUAAACUGUGAAGAUGUGACAUUAGAACUAAUAUACAAGUAUCUUCUAAACGGCCAUCAUCUUAUAGCAACGUAUAAACAUAGAAUUGCCGAUCCCACACUUUAUAUGGACGCAGCUUUAGCAUUCUUAGAUCUUACUCCCGAAUGCUGUACGAGACCACUGGAGAAGACCAGGGCAUGGGUGAACGAGCUUGCGUUGUCCGGUAAAAGGGUUUUGGACUUUAGAAAAGAUGAUGAGGAUCGAAGAAUCAAUGGAGUUCAUGGUGAUAUAGCAAUGAAUAGUCUAGUUAAAGAAGUUAAUUUCGAUUAUGGGAAUCCACACGAAACUCUGUACGGUAACUAUCACGCUUACCUCUGCCACGCUCGUUUCGAAAUCGUAUCGCGAACUAUCGCUUGCACGAAUUGGAGCUCGAAGUACGAUACAAUAUCUUCACCUAAGCGCGAAACGAAUAACAACUCCACUAAAGAUCUGAAAGAGAUAGACGGACAUACUGCUGGGAAGGAGCAAGACAGCCUUAUUUCUAUCUGCACCAGUGGAUAUGAUACAUUAAAGACCAGCGGAACACCAGAUAAAGAGCCUCAUAGUCUGACAUCGCUUUUAGAAGAGACUGAAAGUCCGAAGAACGUCACAGAGUCAAAUGACCAUCAAAGUCCUCCUGAUCAAAAUACCGAGAGCAAAGACCGUGAUAGUCUAACGUCCAAUGGAGAGAGUAGUGGAUAUGAUAGCUUUAAGUUUAGAGUAGAAGAAGAUGGAGAAGCUUUUGCCGAGGACUCGUUCAGGAAGAGUUUCAGCAAAGAACGGAACGGAAGGGAAUAUGAUUCUGAUGCUGCUUCUUUUAGGUGCUGGCGGGCCAGUGCCGAAAGUAUAAUCGGCCCACUCUUAAGCAGUCUUCUGCGGAAAGCGGCCGCUCUACUGGAGUCAGAGGUGACGGUGAACUGUCGCGUCACCAGCGUACUGUCCAAACUGGUGUCACUGCCCACUCCACUGCUGAGCUCACUGCUCGUCUGUCCCGGGUACAUGCUGCAGCCCAAUGUACCCUCUUUAUACCAGAUUCUUCACAAAUUGAAAGAGGAGGUGGACGAGUUAACGCGCGGGCUGGAGAACAGGGACCAGCUGGUGGACAAGGCUCGUGUCUAUCUCGUGCAGCGUGAGAUGACGCUGGUGCGCUCCAGGGUACAUAGCAAUGAUGACAAUACAACGCGUGGUGUAGAGACUGGCGUAACCAGACAAGAUGAAUCUCCGUUCAAACGUGUAGAGGCAAAGCGACGUAGUCUAUCAUCUAGUUUCUCUAACAUGUUUGGAAGACGACAAUCAUCUUCUCCAAUGCAGAAUACACAAAGUUUACAAAAUAAUCACCAACACACAAUUAUACAUAAACGACUCAUCUUCACUCAAGACGACUACUGGAACCAAUCCAUUACAUUACGCUCCAUAUUAAACGCUGUUAUAUUAGAAGAGUGGUCCAAAGAAUUGGCUUCACUCUGCGAGGAGCAUGCUCUUAGACUAUGUUCGGAGUAUUACGAAGAUAAUUCAUAUAUAAGAACUGUGGCUUUAUGACUGAGAGCCAACGCCUCUUCAGGCAUACAAGUAAUACAGCGCUCGCACGAUACUAGAGUGUAAAGGACUUUAUGUGCUAUAGUGUUAACAUAUGAAUCUGUGUCAUAACACGUGUGUUACAAAAAUAUUGCCAUCCCUUUCAAUCUUUUUUAAAAAUAAAGUGAUGUAAACGACU
This is a messenger RNA of Papilio machaon (common yellow swallowtail), 3242 nucleotides long. Its product is annotated as FHIP family protein GJ17503. Bases 299 to 3067 code for a protein of 922 amino acids. The transcript has 16 exons. NCBI's taxonomy places the organism in Eukaryota, Metazoa, Arthropoda, Insecta, Lepidoptera, Papilionidae. The record is from RefSeq and is a predicted model, not a curated record.